This is a messenger RNA of Linum trigynum, 5189 nucleotides long. The record is from the annotation of a GenBank genome assembly. NCBI's taxonomy places the organism in Eukaryota, Viridiplantae, Streptophyta, Magnoliopsida, Malpighiales, Linaceae.
GUUACAGCAAUUAUUAAGGAGAACGGGCUCACUUGCUCGGAGGUCCAUACUUCGGGCCCAGUACAACAACAAGGCCCAUAAACAAAACGAGAUUUGAACCCCGUCUUAGCUUUGUGAGGAUGGACAAGACGAAACGUUGUCGUUUCAAGCAAGCCCCAGCCACGAAGACGAGGUUGCAAGUUGCAACUAUGAUAUUGUUAAAAAUAAAAGAUAAAUGGCUAUUUGUUAGCAACCAAAAACAUAAGUCACCAUUCAUGUAAUUAACCCGACCUUUUCCAGAACCACCUACUUCGCUAAAACAAUUUCCCCGCCCUCUGGUACUGAUAAACCCUAUAAGCCACUUCCGUCACUUUUUGCUUCACCGUCCGUCGCCCAGCUCGCCUAAACCUUUCCCGCCGUCCCGUCGCCGGCUCGCCGUCCUCUAUCCUAUCUUCUCGUCGCCCCUUUCCCCUCACUCCCGUCGGGCAAAUAGUCGCCGCUGUGUCCAAAUCGCGAAGUCAAAGCAACGGCAAAAGCCCUCCUUCCCCGCAGUUCAACAUCCAGCUCUCGACCAACAGGUAACGUUUCAUUUCUCUUCAUUUUAGGUUAUGUAAGAUAAUUGUGCCCUUAGUGAAGGAACUUUAUCAUCGCCCUGUCCCCCUGGAUAGUUGAGAUGAAAGCCUCAGUGCUGAUUGUGUAAAACGUUGUGGCAGAUCUGAAACAUGGAUGAUAAUCUAUACGACGAGUUCGGGAACUACAUUGGACCUGAAAUCGAGUCCGAUCACGAUAGCGACGAGGAAGAACAAGAUGACGACCUUUCAGACAAGGCUCACGAGGAAGAUGCUGCAUCCGAUGAGGAGGAGGGGGUUCAUGCUUCCAAUGGAUGGCUUACAGCGUCUGGUGAUGUUGAUAUGGAGAACCAGAUUGUUCUUGCUGAGGACAAGAAGUACUACCCGACUGCGGAAGAGGUUUAUGGUGAAGAUGUGGAAACUCUGGUGAUGGAUGAGGACGAGCUUUCGCUGGAGCAGCCAAUUAUUAAACCUGUUAGGAACAUCAAGUUUGAGGUUGGGGUUAAGGACUCGUCGACUUAUGUGUCUAGCCAGUUUCUUGUUGGUCUGAUGUCGAAUCCAACACUUGUUCGUAAUGUGGCUCUUGUGGGCCAUGUGCAUCAUGGAAAGACGCUGUUCAUGGAUAUGCUGGUUGAGCAGACCCAUCAUAUAUCGACUUUUGAUACGAAGAGCGAGAAGCAUAUGAGAUACACGGAUACGAGGGUUGAUGAGCAAGAAAGGAGAAUCUCCAUCAAGGCAGUCCCGAUGUCGUUGGUUCUGGAGGAUAGCAAUUCUAAAUCUUACCUUUGCAACGUAAUGGACACUCCUGGUCAUGUCAACUUCUCUGAUGAGAUGACUGCUGCACUCAGGCUUGCUGAUGGUGUCGUGUUGGUUGUGGAUGCUGCUGAGGGAGUGAUGGUAAAUACAGAGAGAGCGAUACGCCAUGCGAUCCAGGACCGACUGCCGAUUGUAGUCGUCAUCAACAAGGUGGACAGGCUGAUAACAGAACUGAAGUUGCCUCCUAAGGAUGCUUACCACAAGUUAAGGCAUACCAUAGAGGUCAUCAACAACCAUAUCUCUGCUGUCUCUUCAACUGCAGGGAAGAGCACUGUUAUUGAUCCUACUGCUGGGAAUGUUUGCUUUGCUAGUGCUACUGCUGGAUGGUCAUUCACUUUGCAAUCAUUUGCUCGACUCUAUCUCAAACUCCAUGGUAUCCCAUUCGACACCAGUAAGUUUGCAGCUCGCCUAUGGGGGGAUAAGUACUAUCAUCCACAGUCAAGGACUUUCCAGAAGACACCCCCUGAGGGUGGAGGAGAUAGAUCCUUCGUUCAGUUUAUACUGGAACCUCUCUACAAACUAUAUAGCCAAGUGGUUGGAGAACACAAAAAGAGUGUGGAAACUACUCUUGCAGAGCUUGGUGUAACUCUUCCCAAUGCUGCCUAUAGAUUGAAUGUUAGGCCCUUGUUGAGGUUGGCUUGUAGCAGGGUUUUUGGCUCAGCUUCAGGUUUCACUGAUAUGUUGGUUCAACACAUUCCUUCUGCUAAGGAUGCAGCCAGUCGGAAGGUUGAUCACACAUACACAGGGCCAAAAGACUCUAUGCUUUACAAGGCAAUGAAAGAAUGUGAUCCCUCAGGCCCCUUGAUGAUCAAUGUCACAAAAUUGUACCCCAAGCCUGAUUGCAGUUCCUUUGAUGCUUUUGGUAGAGUCUAUAGCGGUAAAAUUAUGACAGGGCAGUCUGUGAAAGUAUUGGGGGAAGGUUAUUCGCCAGAGGAUGAGGAAGAUAUGACAGUGAAAGAAGUUACAAAACUGUGGGUGUAUCAGGCACGGUAUAGAUUGCCUAUAAGCAUGGCUCCACCUGGCUCGUGGGUUCUUAUUGAAGGUGUAGAUGCAUCCAUCAUGAAAACAGCUACACUGUGCAAUGUUAAUUAUGAUGAUGAAGAUGUGUUCAUUUUCCGCCCACUACAGUUCAAUACUCUUCCUGUAGUGAAGACUGCUACUGAGCCUUUGAAUCCAAGUGAGUUGCCAAAAAUGGUGGAGGGUCUUAGGAAGAUCAGCAAAAGCUAUCCUCUUGCCAUAACUAAAGUUGAGGAGUCUGGGGAGCACACUAUUCUUGGCACAGGAGAAUUAUAUCUGGAUUCAAUUAUGAAAGAUCUUAGGGAGCUCUAUUCUGAAGUAGAAGUCAAGGUAGCAGAUCCUGUGGUGUCUUUCUGUGAAACUGUGGUAGAAUCUUCUUCAAUGAAGUGUUUUGCUGAAACACCCAACAAGAAAAACAAAAUUACAAUGAUUGCCGAGCCCUUGGAGAAAGGUCUUGCAGAAAACAUUGAAAACGGUGUUGUGAGCCUUGAUUGGAACAGGAAAGCUAUCGGUGAAUUUUUUAAGGGGUAUGAUUGGGAUGUGCUUGCUGCUCGAUCUAUCUGGGCAUUUGGUCCUGAUAAGCAGGGACCUAACAUUUUAUUAGAUGAUACUCUUCCUACUGAAGUUGACAAGGGAUUGCUUAGUGCUGUUAAGGAUUCUAUUGUUCAAGGGUUUCAGUGGGGUGCACGAGAAGGACCACUUUGUGAUGAGCCAAUCAGGAAUGUAAAAUUCAAAAUCGUUGAUGCGAGAAUUGCACCUGAACCGUUGCAUCGCGGGUCGGGUCAGAUUAUUCCCACAGCUAGGCGUGUGGCAUAUUCAUCGUUUCUUAUGGCAACUCCUAGGUUGAUGGAACCUGUGUAUUACUGCGAGAUCCAGACACCAGUUGACUGUCUAUCAGCAAUCUAUACCGUGUUGUCACGUAGACGUGGACAUGUAACAGCAGAUGUUCCUCAGCCUGGAACUCCCGCUUAUAUUGUUAAGGCGUUUUUACCGGUGAUAGAGUCAUUUGGGUUUGAGACGGACUUGAGGUACCACACUCAGGGACAAGCAUUCUGCCUGAGUGUGUUUGAUCAUUGGGCUAUAGUACCUGGGGAUCCGCUGGACAAGAGCAUAGUUCUAAGGCCACUUGAGCCCGCCCCAAUCCAGCAUCUUGCUCGUGAAUUCAUGGUCAAGACCAGACGUCGAAAGGGAAUGAGCGAAGAUGUGAGCAUCAACAAGUUCUUCGACGAGGCUAUGAUGGUAGAGCUGGCUCAGCAAGCUGCUGACAUUCACCAAAUGAUGUGAUCGAUGAUUGCUCCGGAACGAGAAAAGAAGAUGCAAAUCCCAGCCCUGUAGUUGCUUGCUGUCUUGUGUCAUAGCUUAGCUAGAAAUGGUAUCACAGUGUACCUCUCUAUCCAUCUUCGGUUCCUCUUUGUUGUAGUUAGUUGCUUCGGAACAUGAAGAGCAAAAUGAAGAGUAUCUGUCUCCUUCAACCACAGUAGGCUCACCAACAUGAGAUCAAGAGUGUGUAUAAAUCUUGCCAACUGUAUUGCUCCUGCCUCCUCCUAGUCCUCCUCUAGGUUUGAGAAGAGGAUGCUGAUUUUGGUAGUGUGUUAAUUCGCGACUCAGAUGCGAACAUUGUACUGUAGUAAGCGGAGAACGAAAUCAGAAAUGGAGACCAACACUAUGUAAGAAACUGAAUCCACGUCUCUUAAACCGUACUUCUAGUCUGUUUGGGUUGUGUCGUGUGGUGUUGCUCGAACAGCCUGUUGGUUAAAAUUGCGCGACAUGUUCUAUCUAGUGUGAUUGUGUCUUGUAUUCUGAAUUAUUAUUAUUGUGGUUGCUCUUCGUUUUAGACCGCCUUCUAAAAUCACGAUCAACUGUACUAAGAUUCUGACAUUGUCUGUAUUUGAUAAACAAAUGUUUACAUGAAGUUCUCCAAGCUUAAACCCGUUGUUGAGCUGAAUGAGUCAACAAUGUGUUCCAUGGUCCGGUUGGAAGUGUUUGUUCAUUAACCGGUUCGGACUGGCUUGAGUGACAGAGCUGCCAUUUUGCGGUCCAACCGUCCUCUUCGAUCCGGUUUAACAACACUGCGUGCGUAUUAUCAAUUAUGUAUUAACACCCACGAGCGACGCACGUGAUCUCAGAAGCAGAAAGAAAGCAGAGACAAUAAAUCCUCUUCGAGUUUAUCGUCCUCUUCCUCUCAGCCCACAGCCGUCUGUAAAACGACUUUUCCUUGCCGGACAACCUCCUUUCCCGCCGUCUAUUUCGCUGUCCGGCGAAGAGUCUCCCGACGACCGAAGUCCUCCCAAGUCGUUCCGCCGUAAGUUCUUUCCUCUUUUUUUUUUUUUUAAUCCCCUUGCGAAAUCCAUAGAUUGCAGAUCCUUCACUAUCAGUGUUUUUUAUCUGGGAGACUAUCUUUCUUCAGCUAAGUCCGAUAAUGGAGUUUGAUGAUCAUGUGUCUCUCUGAAACUUUGGAAUUAUGCCAUUGUUGUGUUAGAGUUAGAUUUUUCUCUUGGGAAAUUACAUGGGUCUCAUUUGAAUAGUUGAAUGGCACUGUGAGCAUCCACAUUUUAAGAGUUAUAUAAUGUUAUAUGGCAAUACCUGAAUUAUGAUCUCCUCUGGCCAAUUUAGUAGACCCAAGGAAGAGCUGGGGAAAAUGCUAUUGUCAACGUCCCUGCGUUUACUCUAUCCCGCUAUCUCAUUUAGUUCACUACUUAAGCUCAAGUCUUCAACUCCAAGGUGUUUUCGCCUUCAAGAAUCGAUAGUUGGUUCAGGUUUGUGUGCAUGUGUGUUAUCUUUGGUUGGGAAGAAAUCUGGAAAAAAAAG